AUGAAUUAUUCGUCAAAAGAUAAUAAUAAUCCUGUUCAAAAUAGAGAAAUGGUUGAUAAUAAAACUUAUGAAAAUUCAAUUUACUAUAAGCCAUUUUCAAAAAAAUAUUUUAAUGGAAAAAGCAGAAAAAAAAUUUUGUCUAAUGAAUCAACUCCACGUUCUAAUUUAUCAGAAGAAAAUUUAUUUAAUGAAAUAAGUAAUAGUUAUAACGAUAAUAAACAAAUUUUGUCUAAUGAAAGAUUACCUUUGAAUGAUAAUCCAAGCUACAAAAAUGUAUCUAUUAAUAAUAUUGGAAAUACAUUACGUUUAGUAAUAAAAAUUGUUCCAUCAAAACGAACAGGAUAA
Strongyloides ratti is the source of this 345-nucleotide messenger RNA. RefSeq lists its product as hypothetical. Lineage: Eukaryota; Metazoa; Nematoda; Chromadorea; Rhabditida; Strongyloididae. The record is from RefSeq and is a predicted model, not a curated record. The transcript has a single exon. Bases 1 to 345 code for a protein of 114 amino acids.